Molecule: messenger RNA, 1398 nt
Organism: Dicentrarchus labrax (European seabass)
Lineage: Eukaryota; Metazoa; Chordata; Actinopteri; Moronidae
Exons: 8
Coding region: 272-1057 (261 amino acids)
Source: RefSeq, a predicted model, not a curated record
CAUUAGGCUGCAUCGUAACAACAAAGUACGGAUGAAGAAACAUUGUAUCGGCGUUUAUUCAACCCUGACUGAACGUUUGGCACUCGAACGCACCCCUUGCGAUGGACAGUUCAGACCAAAUGCAAUAAUAUAAACAAAUAGACCCUAAUCUAUUGUUUUCUAGCCUCACCUGGGCUAUUGACUUUUCUAUUAUCAGCUUCAUAUGGCGUUGAUCAUCAGCGGGACCCAUCUAGGAGAACAGUGAGAUCAUCUGAGCCCGUUACAGUCAGAUAUGGCAGUGAGCACUACAGAGCCGCUCUGUCAGCCCUGCGUUUACCAUGAAGCGUUCAAAGUGGAGCUACAGGUGAAGAGACCCCUGAUGCCCGUCCAGCUGAGUCCAGAGCAGGUGGGCCUGGAGAUGUUGUGUCUUUGUGGGCAACUGGACCUCCUCGUCAGGGCACAGAUGCAGCAGUUCCAGGAGCAGUUAGGACAAGGCUGUAGCCCAGAGGAGUCAGACACUUUCCAGGCCCAAGGAUCAGAGAUUCUUGACCAGAUGCUGCAGUGCCUUGAACAUCUACCAAAGCCUAUGCCACAGCUGGAGGACUACCUGGACAUGGUGGGUCUAUCAGUGAUGUUUCCUCGUGUAGAGGUGUUCCUCAUUCAAGGCAGCCCAGUGGACAUGCUGGAGAGGCCGCCAAUGGACGAAUACUUCUUCCACAUUGCCAAACUGAACCAGCUCCUGGUGCUGAGUCAGCAGCUAGAAGAAGAUAUCAGGCACCUUGGGAGUCAUAAAUACAUCGCCCACCAGCUCUCGGUUAUAUAUCAAGUCAUCAGCUCUUUCAGAGGAAUUCAGGCUUUCUCUGAAAUAAAGAAAGAUAUUGAGGCCAACUUCAAGCAGAUGAAACAGUGUCUAGCUGUAGAGGAAGGCUCCAGGCAUGAACCUCAGCUGGCCGCUCACUACAUCAGCUGGAUAUUAGAAAUAACUCAAAGCGUGACAUCGGUGGUGUUGUCACUGCCGGAGGAGCUGACAGAAGACCUUCACCAGGCUGUGACCUUUGUGUCACAGUUCCUGUCCUGACUCACCCUGUCGAAGCGCCUCUGUGUGUCCUGACGUUUGGAAAACCGGGUUUCUCCAGGAGUCUCCUGCUUCUAAAUAAACUGAUGUUGUUACGACUGUAAAAAGGUGCUACACAACUUGAUUCAGCUGACGUGGGAUUGGAUGACCUACUUCUUUUACACCUAGGUUUUUAUAUUGUCCUCCUGAAUGUGGCCCAUGUUAGUCUCUGUGGUGAGUCAGUUGUUUGGAAAUGAAUGUAAGCUUGUUGACUCCCUCCUUGCACUACUGUUAUAACUACUGUUAUAAUUUUAUUUUAUUUUUUAACCUAAAGUGGAAUAAUAAAAUUUAAUGCAAUAGGGAAA